This is a messenger RNA of Aethina tumida (small hive beetle), 2687 nucleotides long. It is a transcript of the gene fz, whose product is annotated as frizzled-2. Gene Ontology annotation, biological process: non-canonical Wnt signaling pathway; canonical Wnt signaling pathway. The record is from RefSeq and is a predicted model, not a curated record. Gene Ontology annotation, cellular component: plasma membrane. NCBI's taxonomy places the organism in Eukaryota, Metazoa, Arthropoda, Insecta, Coleoptera, Nitidulidae. Gene Ontology annotation, molecular function: Wnt receptor activity; Wnt-protein binding. The transcript has 2 exons. Bases 125 to 1792 code for a protein of 555 amino acids.
CAGUCUGCCUCCGACCGUCGCACGUGCACCCAGUGUCCGUCGCGCCUUUCCGUGUGCGUGUGUUUACAAUCCCGCGUUGAAGUUCAGUGUGAUGUAUUAAAGGGUUUCCAGCUCGGUGGCGACGAUGAAGUUCAGUUUGGUUCUAUGUUCGUACGUCGUGCAGUCGGUGGUGUUCGCCCUGCAGCACGGCACGAGGGUCACGGACAUGGAGGACACGAUACCGCACCACCACAAGUGCCAGCCCAUCAGCGUGCCCUUCUGCCACCAGAUCCCCUAUAACCAGACCAUCAUGCCGAACCUGCUCGGCCACCAGACGCAAGAGGAGGCCGGCCUGGAGGUGCACCAGUACUUCCCGCUCGUCAAGAUCAACUGCAGCGGCGACUUGCAGUUCUUCUUGUGCUCCGUGUUCUUGCCGGUGUGCACGAUCCUGGAGAACCCGCUGCCGCCGUGCCGCAGCCUCUGUCUGUCGGCCAAGACGGGCUGCGAGAGUCUGAUGCAGAAGUUCGGAUUCAAUUGGCCGGAGACCUUAAACUGCGACAACUAUCCGGAGAAGGUUUCGGCGGACACCUUGUGCGUCGGACAGGACAACAACAUCUCCGUGUCGCCGACUCCGCCGUCCGGCUACAACAUGCACUCGAUCGCGCCCAAACACAAGAACCCCUACGGUAGGGACUUCGGAUUUGUGUGUCCGGAACAGUUCAAGGUGCCCGAAAUCCUGGAGUACUCCUUCAGAGUCGGCGAGAAGACGGAGAAACACUGCGGGGCGCCGUGCAACAUGAUGUUCUUCAACGAAAGCAAACGCCAGAUUUCCAGAGUUUGGAUCGGAACGUGGGCGAUUUUGUGCGCCGCCAGCUGUUUGUUUACUGUGUGCACUUUUCUGAUAGACACCGACCGAUUUCGGUAUCCGGAACGUCCGAUAAUCUUCCUGUCGGUUUGCUACCUCAUGGUGGCGACCGCCUAUGUCAUUGGCUUCGUUACUGGCGACUCCAUAGCUUGCAGGGAGCCCUUCCAUUCGAAACACGGAAUAUUAACAGUGAGCACCAUAACGCAGGGCACUAAAUAUGAGUUGUGCACGAUUUUGUUCAUGGUACUGUACUUCUUUAGCAUGGCCUCGAGCAUUUGGUGGGUCGUUUUGACUUUGACGUGGUUUCUGGCCGCCGGUUUAAAAUGGGGCCACGAGGCCAUCGAGGCGAACUCCCAGUACUUCCAUCUGGCUGCCUGGGCCAUUCCUGCCGUGAAGACCAUCACCAUUUUGGCCAUGGGAAAAGUUGACGGGGACAUUCUGAGCGGUGUGUGCUACGUGGGCAUAUGGAACGUGGAGGCGAUGCGCAUCUUCGUCCUGAUUCCCCUCUGCGUUUACCUGGUCUUCGGCACCGUCUUCCUGGCGUCCGGCUUCGUCUCCCUGUACCGCAUCCGCACCGUGAUGAAACACGACGGCACCAAAACCGACAAGCUCGAAAAACUGAUGAUCAGAAUCCUCGUCUUCUCCGUCCUCUACACCGUUCCCGCCCUGGUUGUGAUCUCCUGCCUGUUCUACGAACACUUCUUCUUCGACGACUGGAUGAUCACGUGGCUGGGCGACAUCUGCAAGAACCCAAACUACUCGAUUCCGUGUCCGAAGAAGGUGCACGGGAAGUACCACCCGAGGUUCGAAGUAUUCAUGAUCAAGUACUUGAUGACGAUGAUCGUGGGCAUCACCUCCAGCGUGUGGAUCUGGUCCGGCAAAACUGUGCACAGUUGGAAGGUGUUCUUCAACAGGCUAAAAGGCAGACAUGCCGAGGCCUACGUUUAAAUUUCUCGUGUACCUGCGUACGAAUUGUUUUUUUUUUUUUUUUGUUUGUUUGACGAGAUUGCGGUGGAAUCUACCUCCUUAAAUUAAUCGACAGAAGUGAAACCUUGAAGUAUUAUCGUGUCCAAAAAUAGGGAAACAUGCAGAGAGUGCCAGUUUUAAGAUUUUGAUGUGGAGAAAUGUGAAAUCUUGGCACUCUGUGCGAAUUAGUGAAUACUUUAUUUUUACUCUUCUGACUUCCUCUGAAUGAUGCACAAAUUUUUGUCGUGUGAGAAAUUGACGAUAUUUUUAAAUACUGUUCAAAACCAAAUAUAUUUUUAAUAUCCUACUUUUAUAUGCUAGUUUAGUGAUUUUUUGUAAUUGUUUUCAUAUAAUUGUUGUUUACCACUUAUUCUGCAAUACCUAUUUAAAAGUAAACUAACUUUUUGAUCUACAACAUUCUUCCUACAUCACGCAGCAGCUUUAUUUGUUCUAUUGUAAUGUAGUGUAAAUUGUAUUUUGUAUAUAUUGUAUAUAUUUGUAUAAUUUUAAGCUUUGACUGAAGUUUUAUAAAAUUAACUUUUGUAAAUUUAUAUUAUACUAACUUUAAAAACUGUCCACAAGACACGUUUUUAGAACGGCGUGAAAAUGCUCAAAAACUUCAUUGUGUGAUAGGCAAAUCGUGUUAAUUAUUUGUUGCUGUCAAUUAUAUAUAAAAAAUAUUUAUUGUAAAAAUAAAUUUGUAUUGAAUUUACUCGUCGUCCAAUGAAGCUUCAAAAUAAAUGUCUAAUAUUUUAUAUUUAAUGAAUUAAUUACACUAAAUUAGCUACACGAGAUAUGUACUAGUUUAUGUGUAGUUGAAUCUGGUCAUAGUAUUUAUAUUAUAAAGCAUUUUGUAAUAUGUUUUGUAUAAUACUUU